Molecule: messenger RNA, 2902 nt
Organism: Orussus abietinus
Lineage: Eukaryota; Metazoa; Arthropoda; Insecta; Hymenoptera; Orussidae
Gene: ThrRS
Product: threonine--tRNA ligase, cytoplasmic
Exons: 5
Coding region: 249-2396 (715 amino acids)
Biological process (GO): threonyl-tRNA aminoacylation
Cellular component (GO): cytoplasm
Molecular function (GO): threonine-tRNA ligase activity; ATP binding
Source: RefSeq, a predicted model, not a curated record
CCCAACUCAUCUCUGAUUAUAUCCCGAAAUUCACCUGCAUAGUCUGUCUUCUACUAUUCAACUUUCUGGGCAUACACGGAUUUGAUAGUUGCAAGAUCGUUCAACUGCAUUCAACUAAGCCCAACACGUGCAGUGCAAUAUGGGUGAUGUUCUGCCUGCUGUUGAGAAUCUAAGUUUGAACGAAGAAAAGGCAUGAAAGUUGAAAUUAUAUUAUGUUUUAUUUAAGUAUCUCAGAUUCUCGGUAAAUUAUGCUGAAAAGAUUGUGCUACCGCGAUUCUCGGAUCAUUUUAAACGGCACCAAACGGACGUUAGCUUGGGUAAAAAUGAAAUCAAAGGGAAAGAAUGCGGCUAUAGAGAAAAGCACGGUAUUGGAAUUAAAUCCAUGGCCUUCUUAUAUUAAGGAUCGUCUUAUCAUGUGGAAUGAAUUAAAAACUAAGUAUAAUGCUGAAAUAGCUGCAAAGCCUGUUAUUGAUAUAGCAAUUACACUACCUGAUGGCAAAGAAGUAAACGGUCAAGCAUGGCGUACAACUCCUUAUGAAGUGGCAAAAGAUAUAAGUCAGAGUUUAGCAGACAGCACAGUCAUUGCAAAAGUUAAUAAUGAACUAUGGGAUCUGGAUCGACCCUUAGAAUCUGAUUGUAAACUUGAACUUUUAAAAUUUGAUAAUCCAGAAGGACAACAGGUUUUCUGGCAUUCUAGUGCUCACAUUCUUGGAGAAACUAUGGAACGCAUUUAUGGAGGUUGCCUGUGUUAUGGCCCUCCUAUAGAAAAUGGCUUCUACUAUGAUAUGUUCUUGAGUGAUAAAGGUAUUUCAAAUUUAGAUUUUCCCUAUAUGGAAAAUUUAUUUAAAACUAUAGUUAAGGAGAAGCAGCCAUUUGAGAGGCUCGAAAUGAAAAAAGAAGACCUUCUAGAAAUGUUUAAGUACAAUGAAUUUAAAGUUCGCAUUUUGAAUGAAAAAGUACACACACCUACAACUACUGUGUACAGAUGUGGUCCAUUGAUAGAUCUGUGCAGAGGUCCUCAUGUUCGACAUACUGGAAAAAUCAAGGCUGCUAAAAUUACAAAGAAUUCAUGUACAUACUGGGAAGGGAACUCCAAUGCUGAAUCUUUGCAGAGAGUUUAUGGAAUCAGUUUUCCUGAUAACAAACUAUUAAAAGAAUGGGAAAAAUUCCAAGAAGAAGCAGCUAAACGUGAUCAUAGAAAGAUAGGAAGAGAACAAGAGUUAUUUUUCUUUCAUGAACUUUCACCAGGAUCUUGCUUUUUCCAACCACGGGGCGCACACAUCUAUAAUACUUUGGUCGAAUUUAUUCGGUCAGAAUAUAAGAAGAGAGGAUUUCAAGAAGUUGUAACUCCUAACGUAUUCAAUAGUAAAUUGUGGCAAACAUCUGGACACUGGAUUCAUUAUGCUGAGAAUAUGUUUUCCUUUGACGUUGAAAAAGAAACAUUUGCUUUAAAGCCCAUGAACUGUCCAGGACACUGCUUAAUAUUUGAUGUCCGUCCAAGAUCAUGGCGAGAAUUGCCAUUAAGAAUGGCAGACUUUGGAGUCCUGCACCGUAAUGAAUUAUCUGGUGCUUUGACAGGAUUGACAAGAGUGCGUAGAUUUCAACAGGAUGAUGCACAUAUAUUUUGUACUGUUGAUCAAAUCAAAGAUGAAAUGUUAGGUGCACUUGAUUUCCUCAAACAUGUUUAUUCCAUAUUUGGAUUCACAUUUAAUUUGUGCCUUUCAACAAGACCAGAGAAAUAUUUAGGAGAUUUAGCUAUGUGGGAUCAGGCUGAAAAAGCAUUGGCUGAUAGUUUGAAUACUUUCGGUGAACCAUGGACAAUUAAUCCUCAAGAUGGAGCAUUUUAUGGUCCCAAAAUUGAUAUAACAAUAAUGGAUGCUUUAAAAAGAUCACAUCAAUGUGCAACGAUUCAACUGGAUUUCCAGUUACCAAUUAGGUUUAAUUUAUCAUAUGUAAAUGAAUCUAGUGAAAAAACGAGACCGGUAAUCAUUCACCGAGCUAUUUUAGGUUCAGUUGAACGUAUGAUAGCAAUUUUAACAGAAUCCUAUGCUGGAAAAUGGCCAUUCUGGAUUUCUCCUCGACAAGUAAUGGUUGUACCCGUUGGUCCGCAGUUUGAUGAUUACGCAUUUAAAGUAAAGGAACAACUUUGGCAGGCUGGAUUCAUGGCAGAAGUAGAUGUUGACUCUGGAGACACUAUGAAUAAAAAAAUUCGUAAUGCUCAGUUAGCUCAAUUCAAUUUCAUACUUGUUGUGGGAGAAAAGGAACGCAGUGCUGGUACUGUCAAUGUUAGAACGAGAGAUAAUGUUGUGCACGGAGAAAUCUCGGUAGAAAAUUUAAUACAAAAAUUCAACAUAUUUAAAAACGAGAAACAACGCAACUGUGAAGAGCAAUUUUAAUCUAUUAUUUGCGCAUGAAGAAGAUUUUUAACAGAUCUUAUACGAUAAUAGUUUCUUAAUAUUUAUAUCAGGGAAAUAUAAGUGCAAAGACCUUAAACGAUCCAUCCACUGAGCACGUUUUGCUUUUAACUUAUUAAUAUUGACUGUAUGUCACACUUGUAUUUGCAAAAAGCCUGAUAAGAGAAUAGUUUCACUUUGAAAACAAGAUUUCAUUAAUGAUAAGCAUGUAUAUCAAAAUGCUCUCCAACGGUGGAUGUGUGAUUAAUGUCUUAUUACCAAAAGCUAAACUUAAAUACAUUGCAUUUCAAUUAAUUUAUUCCAAUAGACUCAAUGUGGUCUAUUUAAUGAAACAAGCACAGGAAGUAUUAAUCAAAAACAUACACAGAAAACUAAAUACAAGAUUAUAUAUAUUUUUGGUUUUACAUAAUCGUAUAUGGAAAGGAUUGUUUAUUUCUCAAUAAUGCAUUUUUCCUAAUAAAUACAUGGUCUCUCUACAGAAAUCCUAA